AUAGAAAAAUCAAGACCCAAAUGGAGUGCCAUCAGAGUCAUCACAAGUUCUCUGAGAAUUAUAUGAUACUGAGACCAGAGGAUGUGAGUUUUUUCAAUAUUUUUUGCAUCUUAUUCAACAAUGGCAUGGAGAAGAGAGCAUUCGUGGAUUACCCCACUGGAAGGGAGGGAAAUAUUCCUCCCAAAUGGCGCAUCUUUUUUUCCCUCUUUGCGCAGAAGCUUCUGCAAUCUGUGGCCAUGCCAAUGUCAAAGCUUGGAUCAAAGUUUGAGAUGUGGCUGAACCUUGUAUCAUGUAAUCGCAACAUUUUUGUGCUCUUGGCAAAUGCUUUACGAGGUAAGGUGGUGAUGCCUGUUAAAGAAUCAGAAACGUUCUUGUCAACCAUUGGAUAUAUAGACCAGCGUGUGCAUUUAGACAAGAACAUAAAACCUGAUAAUUGCAGAUACUACAGUGCACUGGCUGCAAUGGCUGCUAAGAUAUCAUACGAGAAUCAGGCCUUUGUCGAAAAAGUUGUCAGAAAUCACUGGAAGAUGGAAAUAAUUGGACGUGGACAAUACAAUUUUUGGAACGAUUUUCAAGAAAAACUUACAACACAGGCUAUCAUGUUUCAUGACAAAAGUGCAAAUCCUGAUAUAAUUGUUGUGGCCUUUAGAGGUACUGAACCCUUUGAUGCAGAUGCAUGGUGUACUGACUUUGAUAUCUCCUGGUAUGAGCUUGAUAAGUACAUGGUGAAAAUUCAUGGCGGCUUCAUGAAAGCAUUAGGGUUGUUAAGGAACGAAGGCUGGCCGCGGCCGCAAGAAUGUGAACAAGAUGAUCCACCAUUAGCUUACUACACAAUAAGGAAGAAGCUGUUACAAAUUCUGAAACAAAAUGAUAGAACAAAGUACAUAUUGGCUGGCCACAGUUUGGGCGGAGCGCUUGCAAUUCUUUUCGUAGCUGUUCUGGCAAUGCACGAGGAGACAGAAUUGUUAGAGAGAUUGGAGGGUGUAUACACGUUUGGACAACCUAGGGUUGGAGAUGAGCACUUCAAGAAGUUCAUGGAAAGUACAUUGAAAACUUAUAAUAUCAAAUAUUUGAGGUUUGUGUAUUGCAAUGAUGUGGUUCCCAGGAUGCCCACAGAUGAUUCAAGAUUUUUGUUCAAGCACUUUGGGACAUGCAUCUACUAUAAUAGCAUCUACAAAGGGCAGAUAUUAGUAGAAGAACCACACAAGAAUUAUUUAUCAUCAUUUGCACCGAUACCCAGGUUUCUAAACGCUGUGUGGGAGCUACUAAGAAGCUUCAUUUUGCCAUACGUGAAGGGACCAGAUUACUCAGAAGGCUGGUUGCUUAAAAUCAUUAGAUGGUAUGGACUCGUACUUCCUGGUAUAUCAGCUCACAAUCCUCAAGAUUAUGUUAACCUCACUCGUUUGGGAUCUGACUCCUUAUACCUCCAACUUCAACAGCAACAUCUGUUUAACAAAAGUUGAUUAAGGAAGUAAACGACACACGUGUAGUAAUGACAUUGCGCUAGCAGCCCCUUCUUUUGAUAACUUGAUCGAGUCCACUCUAUGAUUAAUCUAGUGCCACAUUUAGACCCAGUAGUCAUUAGAUUCAUCACUUGUUCUUGAGUUAGCAGAAGCUCUUAUAAUCCUUGAGACCAUGACAGGUGUAUCAUACAUUCAAGCAACUAUGUUUAGCUAAUUAUCAAAUUAUUAAAAAAGAAAAGGCUAAUUAUCAUGGCAAAGAAAAUUGGCAUUCCGA
Molecule: messenger RNA, 1737 nt
Organism: Hevea brasiliensis (rubber tree)
Lineage: Eukaryota; Viridiplantae; Streptophyta; Magnoliopsida; Malpighiales; Euphorbiaceae
Product: triacylglycerol lipase OBL1
Exons: 5
Coding region: 21-1463 (480 amino acids)
Biological process (GO): lipid metabolic process
Molecular function (GO): triacylglycerol lipase activity
Source: RefSeq, a predicted model, not a curated record